AGCUGACCCUCAGUUGUCAAAUAAGUAAUAAGGCCAAGAUAAGAUGACUAAUAAGAACAAUUAAACUUCCAUCAGGCCUCUAUAUGGGAUCAAUUUCUCAGGUGUCUGCGUGUAAGCAUUGGCAUCCCAAUCCACAUCUAUUCCCCGCAGAUGUAUCAACUCUCGUCCCUUCGGUGCUUUAUGCAGUAUUCAAAAGCUACAGAAAUUAUCAGUGCAUAUACUUAAACUUACGAGCCUCGAGUCGACAACGUUCCAAGUGUAGCCAUAAUGUCACAAACAGAGCAAUAUGUUUGUUUCGCCGAUGAAAAAAGUAUCGCCUUAAAACAGGAUCUCGUAGCAGAUGAUUACUCGUUCGCUCAUUCGUGUGACCACUGCAGGAUAUUCACGAUAAAUAGAGCACCAUCAUCCUAUGGCUCGAAAUUUAUAAUCAAAGUUUCGAAAACGACCAACGAAAUUCAUGAGCUAGCUAUAGCUGGGUGUUUUUGGUGGAAAUUAUUUAACGACCGGAUUGAAUUCUAUACCAACCCUACGGUAGCCAAGCAGACCUUUACAUGGUAUGAUUUCGGUCCCUCGACAUCAGUUAUAAGCGAAGGCACCGCCAUCAUUGAAAUGGAAUGGUCUAUGCAGUCUCCCAUUAAAAUGUUCGCUUAUCUAAACGUCAAUGAUAAACGUUCUUACGCGGAAUUCAUCGCCUUGACGCAACCAGAUGCGAACAAUUAUCCAGGGUCGCACGCCCUGGGAUCUCCGAUUAACACGAAUCCCGGAUCCGACAAAUCGAUCCAAUUAAUUCGGUCCUGGAUCAAAUCAUGCUCUGUCCACCAUAGCUGCGGAAUAUCCAACCUGCCACCUUCGCGACCAACUAUUCUCCUAGCAGUGGGGAAUAAUCGUCUUCAUCUCGUAGAUAAUGCCGGCCAGCCGAAUGUUCGAUAUGCCGCUUUGUCUUAUUGUUGGGGAGAGGGAACCCAAAGGACCCUGCUCAAAAGCAAUAAUAAAAAACAACUUUUUGAUGAUAUCCCUUUUGAACACCUCGACACAACCAUUCAAGAGGCUGUGAAUAUUACAAGAGAAGUGGGGUUUCAAUAUCUCUGGGUCGAUGCUUUAUGCAUUACUCAAGACGACGAAGGGGAAAAAUCACGCGAAAUUGUAAAAAUGCACCAAAUUUACCGCGAUGCCACUCUAACCCUUAUACCAUCUAGGGUAGUAAAUGUGAAAGAAAGCUUCCUUUCAACGCGGGAUGUCGCCGGUUCUGCUACGCCUCAAUUUACCUUCGAAUUCCCAUAUCUCGUCGACGACAAUGCUGCUCCGGGCCGCACAGUUAUACUCUUAUUAUGCGAUUAUAUAGAAAGUAAACGCGAGCCUUGGUUCGAACGCGCGUGGACGUUGCAGGAAGGCAUCUUGUCUAAAAGGCGCCUACAGUUUGGCCCAGAACAGACUACGUGGGUUUGUCAUCACGGCAUAAUGCAGCAUAGAGACAGCGAUGGCUGGGUCCCUAUUCGAGACUCAAUUAUAACUGGCCUUGGGGAUGACAAACUUUUUAACAGGGCAAGCCAGAUUAUAGAGGGUUCCGAAUCAAAUAAUGGAACUUACCCUUAUCCCAAAACUGCUCAAUACACCUGGGAUCAAAUAGUCAUAAACUAUUCGGGACGUAAUACAAGGUACCAGGCCGACCGACUGCCUGCGAUCUCUAGCAUCGCCAGGAAAUUCGCUAACGCUAUCAACGACACCUACGUCUGUGGCCUCUGGAAAUCCCGACUUUAUCGAGACCUUUUAUGGAGCAAAGUUCAUCCCUACCAAACGAGUGAAAAUCCGUCUCAUGUUAACCCCUCAUGGAGCUGGGCCGCAUGUGAAGGUGUUAUAAAACCAUUUCAAAAAGAUAUGUCCAAGGACGUUGAUUUUGAAGUUUUAUCACAUGUCGUACAACCUACGACCGAUGGGGAUAUAUACUGUGUUGUUGAGUCAGCUAGCCUUCGGGUGCGCGGCCUCAUAGCCCCCAUGCCAAAAGAUAUAUUAAAUGAUAAAAGGGCGAACUUAGUUGGUAUAUUCGGACUUGACCCAACGUCAAAACCGGAUAUCUGUCGCCCGAAAUUCGGUGACUUUACCCAAGCAGAUCGAUCCUAUUUAAUUAGGAGGACGGAGUGUGAGCUUGCUGAGGAAAGACGUCAUAUUGAGGAACUAUCCAAUGCCCUGGUAUGCACGGAGAUAUCCAUCGACGACCACAAGUUAAUACCCGGAUACGGCGAUGAUGAUGAUGAUAAUAGAACUAUUACGGACAGCACUACGCUAAUGUGCCAAGGCAGUAAGCCACGUCCUGAAGCACUUGAGUUAAGCCUUUUCGUUGUUGGCCAUACGAAGACUCUCAAAGGACAAGUUAAGGGGCCUUCUGGACUCCUCGUAGCCAAAAAACAACACGGGGUGUAUUUUCGCGUUGGGCGAUUCAAUAUGUGGGAUAUAUGGGGACGCGACCGCUCUAGGUGGAUCGAGCAUGAUGACUGGUAUUCGGAUGAAUAUAGGUCGAGACUGUUGUACCUUUGGGGUGGAGAGCAGAGUGUCCGUGAGAUUACUCUGGUCUGAUGCAAAGGGCCUCCCUAUUACCGUAGUGAGUAAAGUGAGUAGUCAUGGUGUUGCCUGAUUCUUGAAAAACGACCGAAACGACUGAAAUUAUAUCUUGGGGUCAAUGUUUGUGGGAACCAUUGGUUGGCUGAAUUGUUAGGUGCUGAGAGACGCUUCUAAUGCUGACUCCGCCGACCCCUAAGCCCUAUAUCAACCACUAUCGUAUAGCAGGUGAAAAGCCAGUAGCACACUAAAUUGCACUAAUAUUUGCGACAUCUUUAGGUCGCUACUGAGUAUCUUCAGGCGGCAUAUCCCAACUUCUUAAGGGCCUUCCGCCCUGUUUUCUCUUCCCACUAACUUUUCCACCAUCACCAACGAAAUUCAUAACCCAUUCCCGCACCU
Molecule: messenger RNA, 2952 nt
Organism: Hypoxylon trugodes
Lineage: Eukaryota; Fungi; Ascomycota; Sordariomycetes; Xylariales; Hypoxylaceae
Product: HET-domain-containing protein
Exons: 2
Coding region: 268-2571 (767 amino acids)
Source: RefSeq, a predicted model, not a curated record